CCCUCGCCGCCGCCGCCGCCACCCCCGCCACCCCCGCCCCCCAAUCUCCCCGCGGCAGCCAUGGCGAACAUGCAGGAGUCGCUCGGCCUGGUGGGCACGAUGCGCGGCCACAACGACGUGGUGACGGCGAUCGCCGCGCCGAUCGACAACUCGCCCUACAUCGUGUCCGGCUCCCGCGACAAGUCGCUGCUGGUCUGGGACCUCACCAACCCGGUCCAGUCCCUCGGCGACGGCACCGUCGGCACCGACUACGCCGUGCCCUUCCGCCGCCUCACCGGCCACGGCCACUUCGUCCAGGACGUGGUCAUCAGCUCCGACGGCCAGUUCGCGCUCUCGGGCUCCUGGGACGGCGAGCUCCGCCUCUGGGACCUCUCCACCGGCCUCACCACCCGCCGCUUCGUCGGCCACUCCAAGGACGUCAUCUCGGUCGCCUUCUCCGUCGACAACCGCCAGAUCGUCUCCGCUUCCCGCGACAACACCAUCAAGCUCUGGAACACCCUCGGCGAGUGCAAGUACACCAUCGGCGGCGACAUGGGCGGCGGCGAGGGCCACACCGGCUGGGUCUCGUGCGUCAGGUUCUCCCCCAACAUCCAGCAGCCCACCAUCGUCUCCGGCUCCUGGGACAAGACCGUCAAGGUCUGGAACCUCACCAACUGCAAGCUCCGCUCCACCCUCGCCGGCCACGGUGGCUAUGUCAAUGCCGUCGCCGUCAGCCCCGAUGGCUCGCUCUGCGCCUCCGGCGGCAAGGACGGCGUCACUCUGCUCUGGGACCUGUCCGAGGGGAAGAGGCUGUACCAGCUGGAAGCCGGCUCCAUCAUCCAUGCGCUCUGCUUCUCGCCCAACCGCUACUGGCUCUGUGCCGCGACAGAGGAGUCUGUCAAGAUCUGGGACCUCGAGUCCAAGCAUGUCGUGCAGGACCUCAAGCCAGAAGUCCAGGUCUCCAAGAACCAGAUGCUGUACUGCACAAGCUUGAGCUGGAGCGCGGACGGAAGCACCCUCUACACCGGAUACACCGACGGAACCAUCAGGGUCUUCAAGAUUCAAGCCGGGUUCGCCGGGUACGCGUAGGAGUCUUGCUGGCCGAAGAGGUUGUAAUGCCUGUCAAGUUUUUGACUGUUCUGAGGCACUUGGUCUGCCUGGUACUUUCAGCUUGAGUUACUAUUUACUUUCUGCUUAGGUGAUUUGUUGAUGAGCACAUUAUAAGGUACUAUGGAAGACGAUCUGUUUCGCACCAGGGUUUUGCUUUUGACUGCUGCUUUCAAUAUACUGCAACUAUUUAGCCGUGCC
Molecule: messenger RNA, 1287 nt
Organism: Triticum urartu
Lineage: Eukaryota; Viridiplantae; Streptophyta; Magnoliopsida; Poales; Poaceae
Product: small ribosomal subunit protein RACK1z
Molecular function (GO): protein binding; ribosome binding; translation regulator activity
Source: RefSeq, a predicted model, not a curated record